This is a messenger RNA of Struthio camelus australis, 3553 nucleotides long. It is a transcript of the gene ASCC1, whose product is annotated as activating signal cointegrator 1 complex subunit 1. Gene Ontology annotation, cellular component: nucleus. Gene Ontology annotation, biological process: regulation of DNA-templated transcription; DNA alkylation repair. The record is from RefSeq and is a predicted model, not a curated record. NCBI's taxonomy places the organism in Eukaryota, Metazoa, Chordata, Aves, Struthioniformes, Struthionidae. Gene Ontology annotation, molecular function: RNA binding.
ACAGAAAAAGGGAGGUGGUUUAAUCUGUCCUAAGAGUUUUAUGAUUUAGCAGCCUUAACUAAGUGCUGUGGACCUUCUGUUUUUUAUGUCUGAGGUGUGGGCUUCCCCGUUUGUCUGGUUUGGAUACCUUCUCCCGUGCUGGCAGCGUGCAGCCCUUCGGUCUCUUGGCCGUGGGGCCCUGCGUCUGAGCCCCAGCCGGAGCUUUGGCUGGCUCCAGGGCCGCUCAGGGUGGGCAGGCGGCUGUGCUACCCGGGAGCUGUCAUUUCUGAGAACGGCUCUUCAGGAGGUAGGAAGCGACGGGUGCCGCAGCACGCCGAGAGAAAGCCUGGUCCCCCUAGCCCACGCUUCCUUCCUAAGGAGCACUCACUUGAAUAGUCUAGAGCGAGGGCGAAGGGGGUAAGGCAAAGGAAGUAACGUCCCUGCCCUGGGAAACCCAGGUCCUCUGUGGCUGGGAGCAGAGGAGAGCGCAUGGGCAGGGGCUAACGCUGCUUCCCAGGACCCGCCACCACGGAGAGCUGGGCGAAGGGACCUGCUCGCGGACGAGAAGACAACAGUGGCAUCGCAGCUGGCCGAGGCCUGCAAGGAGGAGAGGACAGCCUGGCAAGGGCAGCCCUCCUCAGCCGGACACCGUGACGACCCAGCAGCUCCCGCGAAGCAGUCCUGGCACGGAGAUCGCGGGAGCUUUGGGAGCGUUGUGGCUCUAGGCCCUGGCCACCGCCACCUGCGAGGUGCUGGGUUUGUCGCAGCUGCUGCACCCGAGCCCGAAGCCGCGUCGGUGACGCUUGCAGCCUGAGAGGACGUGCAAAAGGUGCUCGACGAAAAAAAACUCAAAGUUCCCCCUUCGUUUCUAAAAAUAACUCUAAAAAGCCAACAACUGAAGCUUGCAUGCACGAGUGCCAGCAGUUUAACCCUUCCAGACACGCAGUGCUUUGGCAUCUCCUCGCUGGAAUGAAACUCUCUUGGUUUCUGAAGAGAAAACCGCGGCCGGCGUUUCAACUAAGUCUCACAAAUUCUGCAGCGCAACCGCAGGGCCAAGAGCUGCACCAGCACCGCAGCCUGCCCUGCCGGAGGGAGGGAAACCACCACCAAACAGGAUGAUUUUUUUCACCGACUCCGGAAAAUCCUCCCUGCUUGGGAGGGGACCUGCGCCCACUCGUACCCAGCCUGGAGGAGGCUUUGCACAAGUGCCCUUCUGCAGGUAGCUGAAGUCCCCACGUCUGCCCAGAUCGGGGAGGGAACCGUCUCUCUAGCUAAUCUCCUAGCAGGGGCAGAGACAGCGCACAUCCUGCACGGUGGCCAGCAGCAAAGAGCGUCACAAAGACCUGGCUGGCGCAGCGAGAUGUGACCGCGAGCUGCCAACAGAGACCCGCAGAAGGCGAUUCUCACACGCUGGCCGGAUGCUGAACGUAGCCGAGUUAUUCGAGCCUUCGCCUCCUUCGGCAUGCCACCUUGAGGAAGAGGAGCACCAUGGAUGUUCUGCGUCCCACCCUGAUAAGGAUUGGGGGGAGAAUUUACAGGAAGAAUCUUGUCCAAGAACAGGCCUACCAGAAUGAAGAGGAAGAGGACUUCUAUGCAGGCCCUGGUGACUGCGCAGAUGAGCCAUGUGACACCUUUGUGGUGGAAGAGACCGAGAAAGGCUUCCAGUGCAGAGUGGAGGUUCCCAGUCCACUUUACAAGUACAUAAUUGGGAAGAAGGGAGAGACCAAGAAGAGACUAGAAACAGAGACUCGAACCUCGAUCAGCAUUCCCAAGCCUGGAGUGGAGGGAGAAAUGGUGAUUACAGGACAGCAGCGCAGCGGUGUCAUCUCGGCCCGGACACGUAUUGAUGUUCUUCUCGAGAGCUUCCGGAAGAAGCAGCCCUUCACACACUUCCUGUCCUUUGCUCUCAACCAGCCUGUAAUUCAGGAGAAAUUCCUGCAGUUCAAGGAGGAAGUGUUGGAGAAAUGCUCAAAGGAUCACGGGAUCAGUAGCAGUCUGUUCCAGAACCCUGCAAAGCUGCAUCUGACUCUUGGGACAUUGGUACUCCUGAAUGAACAAGAGAUCCAGAAAGCAUGUGACCUCCUGCAGAGAUGCAAAGAGGACUUUGUGGACCAAAUUGCUGGAGGCAAACCCCUGACUGUGGAGGUGGCAGGGGUGGAAUACAUGAACGAUGACCCUGCUAUGACAGAUGUCCUUUAUGCUAAAGUCCACAUGAAGGACGGCUCGGAUAGAUUGCAGGUGAUAGCUGAUAAGCUGGUGGAACGGUUUGUGGCCUCCGGCCUGAUGCUUAAAGAAUGGGAUAGGGUGAAACUCCAUGCUACUGUCAUGAACACUCUCUUCAGGAAAGAUCCAAGUGCUGUAGAGCAAAACAGUACAGCGACUGGUAAAUCAUCUUUCAAGGAACGAGAGUCUUUUAAUGGCCGAAAUAUCCUCAAGCUCUUUGAGAACUUCUGUUUCGGAGAGGUGCAGCUGGAUUCGGUCCGUCUUUCUCAGAGGUUCUCCUCGGAUGCUUCUGGUUACUACGCGACAUCUGGGCAGCUAACCUUUUCCUGAAGCGAGAACGCGGCUUCCUCAGUGGAUCUGAUCUGUGCACAGAGGCACAGUUAUUCAUCAGUAAAAUACGUUUUUAUAGCAUAGGAGUUUGGGCCAGGAACCCAAGAGCUCCAAAUGAGGAUGCCUUGUUACUCUUCGGAAGCGCGUUGCAGCCGGGAGCAGACGUUGCCCGUUCUCCGUGGCGUUUCCCUGCACUUCUUCCUACGUACGUUGCCUCCCCUCCCCACGGAGAGAACUGGGGCCCUUCCUCCGCCUUUCCUCAUUGAUCACAGAGAUAUUUCAAGUGCCUGUUUUUUUUUUUCCGAGUAAGCGACUAGAAAAAGCGGUGGACGUGGCUUUGGGGGCAUCACCAACGUCUGAGUGCGGCUUUAUUUCAGAAGGGGAAGUUUAUUCUUAAAGUAAGUAGUUAAAAUCGAGCAGCGCUCCCCGGAGCAUGGUUUAACAAUAUUGAGGUCAGCCAUUGCUUGGAUCUCCAGCAGCGUGCCUGUGUGAUGUUGAUCUCCCAAUAAAUUAAUUCCCUUCAAAAGCAAAGUGUUUAUCUCCUGUUGCAUUGAUAGUUUCUGUAAUUAAACUUCCAGCACAUGGCUGUGUUAAUAAGAAAGCAUUUAUGGUAAGAGCUGUUUCCAGUGACCGUUUCGGAGCAUGUCAAAAAAACAGAUACGCCUUGUAGGUGGUUUCGCCGUUUAAAAAAAAAAAAAGAGCAAAGCUCUUUGAUACUGUUGUAAAUGCCUCAGAGAUCUAAACAAGACUGGUCUUUUCCUUGUACAUCUCCAAGUUCAGUAACAAUAGCAACGCAAGCUUUCAACCUAUCUGCUGAUGAAUGCUUUGAGAAAUGGAAGAUCCUGGUGUUUAGUUCUGUCUUUAAAACGUUGGCGGCAGCGGCGGCUGGUUGCUGCCGUUACUGUGGAAUUACGCUGUCGGCGGAGCGGAGAGUCCGGGAGCUACGAACAGGGCUGUUCAGACAGCGCCCGGUUUUACUCGUGGUUGUCUGUAAGAGCUUUCCAUCCGGUUCGCUCCCUCC